Molecule: messenger RNA, 924 nt
Organism: Hyaloscypha bicolor E
Lineage: Eukaryota; Fungi; Ascomycota; Leotiomycetes; Helotiales; Hyaloscyphaceae
Exons: 2
Coding region: 1-924 (307 amino acids)
Source: RefSeq, a predicted model, not a curated record
AUGACAUCCGCGCCUCAGAAUCUAACCAUCUACCCCGAUUACUGCCACGCCCUCUCGCCCACGAUCGGAAAAUGGGUCCCGCUGCGCGCGACGGAUAUCCAUGGGUUGCAGAAGGUGGGGAUGUUUUGUGAUCAAAAACCAUUAUUCCACUACAAAAACCAUCCGAUAAAAUGGGUGCGCGUUACAGGCGUCAUUGUCGCCGUAGACGAGUAUCCGGGCAGGAACGUGUAUACGGUCGAUGAUAGCAGUGGGAUGUGCGUUGAGUGUGUUUGUGUUUGUGUUGCUCCUGUGCCUGCGCCGAAGAUGGAGACGAUUGGGGUGCCCACGCAUUUGGAUCAGAUUGCAUCUAUCAACCAAAUUGCAACCUCAAUUUCGGAGUCAAAGAAGCAGAAAGGGAAGGCAGAGGGAGAGAGAAAGGGGAAUGGAGGAGAUAAGACAGCGCCAUCGGUCCAGGAACCCAUUGUCCCCUGGGACAUAAUGGAUGUCGGUACGGUUAUCAAGGUUAAAGGCAGAAUUGGCGAUUUCUGGAAGCAGAGACAGGUGGAGGUUGUUAAGGUCGAGGUGUUGAGGAGUAUGGAUCAAGAGGUGAAGUGUUGGAAUGAGGUUAUGGAUUUUAGGAAGGAUGUGCUGGGGAAGCACUGGGUGGUUAGUAGGGGGGAGGAGGAGAAGUGUAGGAGGGAGAGGGAGAGGGAGCUGAAAGGGAAGGGGAAGAGGGCUAGGGAUAAAGGGAAGGAUAGAGAGGAGAAGAGGGAUGAGGAGAGGGAUGAGGUUAGGAGGAAGAGGAAGGAGAUUGAGAGGAGGGAGGAGGAGGGUAAGAGGAGGAAGGAGAGGAAUGAGGCGAUGAAUGCGCAGAAUAAAGUUAAUUAUCCUUCGUUGGCUGCGAGGAGGGCGGCGGCUGGGAAGUACGAUGCGUUGGGGAUCUGA